Molecule: messenger RNA, 1435 nt
Organism: Phycodurus eques (leafy seadragon)
Lineage: Eukaryota; Metazoa; Chordata; Actinopteri; Syngnathiformes; Syngnathidae
Product: arf-GAP with dual PH domain-containing protein 1-like
Exons: 11
Coding region: 80-1213 (377 amino acids)
Biological process (GO): positive regulation of GTPase activity
Cellular component (GO): plasma membrane; intracellular membrane-bounded organelle
Molecular function (GO): phosphatidylinositol bisphosphate binding; GTPase activator activity
Source: RefSeq, a predicted model, not a curated record
AUCCUCACUCGUCCUCGCACCGAGUUCGUGUCGCACGGGAGUUUGAAACUUUGAGCAGCCGAGCGGAGACCUCUUGAAGAUGUUUUCAGAGCGACAGUACAACAGAAAGAGGGUGAUGGAACUUGUGGACAAACCGGAAAAUAAAAACUGCGCCGACUGCGGAGCGGCAGAUCCCGAGUGGGCAUCGUACACUCUGGGUGUGUUUGUGUGCCACAGUUGCUCUGGCCUCCAUCGAAACAUCGCCCAGAUCAGCAAGGUCAAGUCUCUCCUGCUGGACCCGUGGACCAUGGCACAAUUGGAGUUGAUGGACUCUGUGGGCAACCACGUGGCCAAGGCCAAAUACGAGCAGACCGUGCCCGCCUUCUACUACCGGCCCGCUCACAAAGACUGCGCGCUCCUGCGUGAGCAGUGGAUCCGCGCCAAGUACGAGAGGAAGGAGUUCGUGCCCGGCGGGACGCAGGAAUCCUACUCGGCAGGCUACCGGGAGGGGUUUCUAUGGAAACGAGGCCGAGACAGCGGCCAGUACCUCAGCCGAAAAUUCAUCCUGUCCGAAAAAGAGGGCGUGCUCAAGUAUUUCAACAAGCAGGAUGGGAGAGAGCCUAAAGCGAUCAUUAGCGUCGGGACGCUGAACGCUAGUUUCCAGCCCGCUAAAAUUGGCACAGCCCACGGGCUUCAGAUAACCUACUUGAAGGACAACAGCACCCGCAACAUCUUCGUUUACCACAAGGAUGGCAAGGAAAUGGUAGACUGGUUCAACGCCAUCCGAGCAGCCAGAUUUCGCUACCUGCAGGUGGCUUUCCCCGGAGCUCCCGCAGCCGAUUUGUUGCCCAUGGUAACCAGGGACUACGUAAAGCAGGGCUUCAUGGAGAAGACUGGUCCCAAGCACACGGAGGGUUUUAGGAAGAGGUGGUUCGCCAUGGAUGACAGGAGGCUCAUGUACUUCAAAGAUCCACUGGACGCCUACGCACGAGGCGAAGUGUUCAUCGGCGCUAAGGAAAACGGCUACAGCGUCCUGCCGGGCCUCCCGUCGGGCGUUCAGAGCUCCCACUGGCAGUUCGGGAUCACCGUGGCGACGCCGGACAGGAAGUUCGUUCUAGUGUGCGAGAGCGAGCGGGAUCGGACGGACUGGAUGGAGACGUUUCAGACGGUCGUCGGCAGGCCGAUGCUACCUCAAGAGUACGCGGUGGAGGCCAAUUUUAAGCACAAACGGUGACUUUUCGGUUCUUUGAAGAAGGACUUGUGUCGCCGGACGAGGAGACGAACUAGAGGAGCCGUCGAAGGAGCAAUUCUUCCCUUCUUCGUACUCGACGUUCGCACUAUGAGCAACAAAAUGCGUGAGAACAAGAUGUUCCCGAUCGGGCAACUCCAAUACAGACUCGCUCAUUUUUUACACGCUUGCUAUUUGGAUUUGACUAUUUGAUGUCAGUGUAAUUAC